AGACGUCGCACUAAAACACUAGAAGCACUCACCACCGAAAGCCGCUAUGCCAAAGAACAAGGGAAAAGGAGGCAAGAACAGGAGAAGGGGCAAGAACGAGAACGAUAACGAGAAGCGCGAACUCACCUUCAAGGAAGACGGCCAAGAAUACGCCCAGGUAAUAAAGAUGCUGGGCAACGGCCGCCUCGAAGCCCAGUGCUUCGAUGGCGCCCGCCGCCUCGCCCACAUCCGCGGCAAGCUGCGCAAGAAAGUGUGGAUCAACCAGGGCGACAUCAUCCUGCUGUCGCUGCGCGACUACCAAGAUGAGAAGGGCGACGUCAUCCUCAAGUACACGGCCGACGAGGCGCGCUCGCUCAAGGCGUACGGCGAGCUGCCCGAGAACGCCAAGAUCAACGAGACGGACACGUACGGCGACCAGGGCGACGAGGGUAUCGGCUUCGAGUUUGACGAGGACCGGGACGACAGCGACUCGGGCGACGGCAAGGAGAUUGAUGUCGAUGAUAUUUGAAGCGGCGGCUGGAGGGCCUUUCUUUGGGUGGGCGGACGGGCGUCUGGCUUGCGCGUUGCUACUGCUACCUAGCUUACAUUAUGAAUGAUGGGAGAUGAGCGCUGCUAACGGCGUGAGUGAGCUGAGCCGCUUCGGGCUGCCUUCGGUGCUGAGACUUGUGCACCACGCAAAGAGGCAGGCUUGGGGGUGCACGCUACAUCUGUGUGCUAGAGGGUAGAAUGCUGGAGACGCUCCGGGGGGUGGGUUAUCGAUACUUCAAAAAAAGCAUUCAAAGACCUGGGUAUUUGUAACUGUUGGUUCAUUCAUCGAAGUCGUGACCAAUACACAUGCUAUGAACUUUUCCAAUGCAAGAACGCUGAAUGAAGGAGGGGCUUCUGUGAAUGGA
Mytilinidion resinicola is the source of this 893-nucleotide messenger RNA. Its product is annotated as nucleic acid-binding protein. Lineage: Eukaryota; Fungi; Ascomycota; Dothideomycetes; Mytilinidiales; Mytilinidiaceae. The record is from RefSeq and is a predicted model, not a curated record. Gene Ontology annotation, cellular component: cytoplasm. The transcript has 3 exons. Gene Ontology annotation, biological process: translational initiation. The coding region runs from base 47 to 508 and encodes 153 amino acids. Gene Ontology annotation, molecular function: translation initiation factor activity; RNA binding.